AAAUAGCUAUUUGGACGCCCAGCUCUCAGUAUAACAACCCUAGCAGGCCCUCUUCUAUCAUCUGCACGUGGACCUAGUUCCUUCCUUUACUGAAGAUGAAGUUAGUCUCGCUGGCACUGCUGGUUGCUGUUGGAAUGGUCUUCAACGGUCAAGGCUUCGUGGCUCUCGAACCAGACCAGAUCAUCAGAAGUCUGAUAUACGGUCCCACAGGUUUGGUGGGCAGUCCUCGUUACUGGAAAGUGAUGUUUGCUCUACAUAGCGGCAUUAGCGAUAACGAGUGGGUGGUGUCCAAAUUAGCAGCCCGGGACAUCCUUGCCAUUUUCGACGCCAUGCCUGGUCCGUCAAGUAUUUCCCUCUCAAGACAUAGGAUUGGUCUAGUAAGAUUCUCUACCUGGGCACAUGUCAUUAUCCCCCUGGGGACUUACAUUUUCUACCCAGCCAAUGAUGCAGCUAUUGCCGCCGUGCCGAAAGGACCUGGAGGUGGGGCUAAUAUAAACCUUGCUUUAGAGCUGUGUUCUGGUCAGCUUGGUUUCUAUGGCAACCGCCUAGUCUGGAUGACCACUGAUGGGUACUAUACCAAUGGGAUAGACCCGAGGCCCACGGCUUCAGCCAUGAAGCAGAAAGGAAAUAUCAUCUGUAUCGUUGUCAUUGGCGACGACGCCAACAUGGCUGUGAUCAACGGCAUGGCGUCCUGGAUUAGAGUCCCUCCAUUUUUCUUCGGGAAAUGUGUCCUUAGAUACAGUACCUACGCCGAUUACAGGGCUGCCACGUACGCUGCCCGCCGUAGAUUGCCACCAUCUUAG
Lingula anatina is the source of this 803-nucleotide messenger RNA. RefSeq lists its product as uncharacterized. Lineage: Eukaryota; Metazoa; Brachiopoda; Lingulata; Lingulida; Lingulidae. The record is from RefSeq and is a predicted model, not a curated record.